Molecule: messenger RNA, 1376 nt
Organism: Durotheca rogersii
Lineage: Eukaryota; Fungi; Ascomycota; Sordariomycetes; Xylariales; Xylariaceae
Product: glycoside hydrolase family 53 protein
Exons: 4
Coding region: 123-1172 (349 amino acids)
Biological process (GO): pectin catabolic process
Molecular function (GO): glucosidase activity
Source: RefSeq, a predicted model, not a curated record
GGAGGAUAGACAUAAAUUCAGCAAGGUCUGCAUGAUCGCCAACAUAAGGCUUUUACAGCCUUUACUUCACGACUGUCUUCUCCCAAAUCCGCCCCCGUUCGUUACGUUUGACUGAACCCAGCAUGAGGCUCUGCUCGUUUUUAGCGCUCUCGUCGCUCGCGCUGGUGCAAGCUGCGCUCAAGUACAAGGGCGUGGACUGGUCGUCUGUCAUAGUCGAGGAAAAAGCCGGCAUAUCGUACACCACCACGAGCGGAAGCACGCAGCCCUUGGAGAAGAUACUGUCGGAGAGCGGCGUCAACACGGUGCGGCAGAGAAUCUGGGUCAACCCGGGAGAUGGCAACUAUAACGUAGAUUACAACUUGAAGCUGGCCCGGCGGGCAAAAGCUGCUGGUUUGGACGUCUAUCUCAACUUCCAUUACAGCGACACAUGGGCCGACCCCGGACAACAGGCGAUCCCCUCGGGCUGGCCGACAGGCAUCGAUGAUCUCGCGUGGAAGCUGUAUAACUACACGCUAGACGUAUCGAACCAGUUUGCUUCGGCCGGAAUCUCGCCCACGAUUAUCUCGAUCGGCAAUGAAAUCAGAUCUGGCCUUCUGCUCCCGACGGGCUCGACGAACAACUUCUACAACGUGGCCCGACUUCUGCACUCCGCCGCCUGGGGCAUUAAGGACAGCAACUUGUCCCCUAAACCACGCAUCAUGAUCCACCUAGACAACGGGUGGAAUUGGGACACCCAGAAAUGGUGGUACGAAUCCGCCCUCGCCGCGGGUCCUCUGACCGCCUCGGACUUUGACAUGAUGGGCGUCUCAUAUUAUCCGUUUUACGGUUCGGCGGCGACGCUCUCGAGUCUCAAGUCGAGCCUUACUAACAUGGCGAACACCUGGGGUAAGGAGAUAGUCGUUGCCGAAAUAAACUGGCCAACUUCGUGUAGAUCCCCCGCCUACCCGUUCCCCAGCGACGUGCAGAGCAUCCCUUUCUCGGCAGAAGGCCAGACUACUUUCGUGAAGAAGGUCGCCGAGAUCGUGGCUGGUGUGAAGAACGGCAACGGCAUCUUCUACUGGGAACCUGCUUGGAUGAACAACCAGGGACUUGGGUCAUCAUGCGAGUCCAACACAAUGUUCUCGUGGCCCGGGAAAGAGUUGUCUAGCCUCGAUGUCUUCACAACGAUCUGAAGGCCGCCACGCUUUUCAACGGGACAAAGACGGGAGGAUAGUGACAGGUUUUAGUUUUAAACCCUCGAAAAAUCUUGCAAAGGGACACGAAACGGAUGCGAUCAAGGCUUUGAGUAGUUUACCACAGCCAAUGUGCCUCGGCCACGAGCUUCUUUUUGCCUAUUUGACCUAUCCUUUGUGAGACUACCCGCACUUGGGCAAACG